Messenger RNA from Chrysoperla carnea, 1961 nucleotides. RefSeq names its product RNA-binding protein Musashi homolog 2 (gene msi). Gene Ontology annotation, molecular function: RNA binding. Gene Ontology annotation, cellular component: cytoplasm. Bases 182 to 1330 code for a protein of 382 amino acids. The record is from RefSeq and is a predicted model, not a curated record. Lineage: Eukaryota; Metazoa; Arthropoda; Insecta; Neuroptera; Chrysopidae. The transcript has 4 exons.
GUAGUAUCAUCUUGUUUUUUCAUGUUUACAAAUGUCUAAAGUGACAAUUUUCUGUUAUGACAAUUAUUUUAGUGGGUGUUAAAUGCAAUUAUCUUAUUGGAAUUUAUUCAAUAUAUUGAUAUUUAGAAUACAACUAGGACAACCAUUAUACUGUUGUUAAAGGAUAAUAUUACAAAAUAAUAUGGCGGUGACUGUGUUUCCAAAAUUGGAAUUAAAAUGCUCAACGAUUGACAGAAACAAUGGAUUAAUUGAACAUGAAUUACAUACAACGUUACAACCAAUGAAUAAUGGUGGAAGUCAUUCUGGAUCAUCUGGCCGAUCAACCCCACAAAAUGGUUGUGAUCCAGCGCCGGGUAAAUUAUUUGUUGGUGGACUUAGUUGGCAGACGUCCAGUGAAAAGCUACGCGAAUAUUUUGGAAUGUUCGGAACAGUAACAGACGUUCUAAUCAUGAAAGAUCCUGUGACGCAGAGAAGUCGUGGUUUUGGAUUUAUAACAUUCGCUGAACCAAGUAGUGUUGAUAAUGUACUUAAAGUGCCUAUCCAUACAUUAGAUGGUAAGAAAAUUGAUCCAAAACAUGCAACACCUAAAAAUCGACCAAAACAGCCAAAUAAAACAAAAAAAAUAUUUGUUGGUGGUGUUAGUCAAGAUACAAGCUCUGACGAAGUUAAAGCGUAUUUUAAUCAAUUUGGUAAAGUUGAGGAGACCGUUAUGUUAAUGGAUCAACAGACAAAACGUCAUCGAGGUUUUGGAUUUGUCACGUUCGAAAACGAGGAUGUUGUGGAUCGUGUAUGUGAAAUACAUUUUCAUACAAUCAAAAAUAAAAAAGUUGAAUGUAAGAAAGCACAACCAAAGGAAGCUGUGCAACCUGGUGCUGCACAAUUAUUAGGCAAACGUAUUAUGAUUACUGGUUUGGGUAUGCGCAUGGCUGCUCCAAACACAGCUGGACCAAUGGCCGCGGCCGCAGCCAAUCAAUUAGCUGUGGCACAAGCACAGGUACAUGUUCAAGCGGCAGCCGCUGCCGCAGCUGCGGCUCAAGCACAAAAUGCAGCGGCAGUCGCUGGCUAUGGUAAAAUAUUUGGUGCAUAUCCACCAUUAGCGAGUUAUCGUUAUUCACCAUAUCCAAUACCAACGGUGGGUGCUCCGGCCGGGGCUGUACCAACAGCGGCUGGGCAAGCACCCCAAGCACCCGCGACGGCAUUAGCCGCUGCACCACCAUUAGGCGCUGCAACAGCAAACCCUUAUCAAGGAUAUAGUUUAACAAAUGUAGACAUGUCUAGUUUCCAGGGUGUGGAUUGGAGCUCCAUGUAUGGCAUGGGCAUGUAUGUUUGAAGCAGUUUUGUAUCCGAAUAUCCAGCACUCAAACUUGUAUUAUAAAAAAAAAAAAGAUAAACAAAAAAAUUGCAAGCUCGUAGUCAGAAAUAUUUAUUAUUACGUAAGGGUUUCUGAGAAUUUUCUAUUUAUUUCCGCUAAAUGUGAUGAAUUUUAAAAAUAGGUUCUGAGACCAAAUCUUAGAAAUAAUUAUUCUUAACUUUUAGAAUUGAUAAAUCGGGGAAAUUCAAUAUCGAGAUAAAACGCUUUAUAAAUAUUCUCGAUUAAUUAUAUCUGAAAACGUGUUAAUUUUACGACUUGCUUAUUUUAAUGACAUCAAUCAUUUCUAAAAGAUAAGAAUAGUUUCCUUGUAUAAAUAUUAAUAACUCAAUCGUAUCGAAUUGUAAAUUAACACAGUAUUUCGGGAAGAGUUAGAUAGAAGCUUCCCACUCCGGCUACGUGCUUGCCUGAAAAAAAGUGUGAAAUAUUAUACAAAACACAGUGCCUCGUCGUCGGUCAGGACUGCUUCACAUUAAUUUAUUAGUAUUAAGCAAUAAUAUCUCGCAAUAAGCAGUAUUAUUAUAGAAUGUAGGGCUCAUCAGCAUUGACAAAAAACAUAACGUUUUUUUUCUGGAUCAACAGAUAAUUCCAG